Molecule: messenger RNA, 1092 nt
Organism: Lolium rigidum
Lineage: Eukaryota; Viridiplantae; Streptophyta; Magnoliopsida; Poales; Poaceae
Product: BTB/POZ and MATH domain-containing protein 1-like
Exons: 1
Coding region: 1-1092 (363 amino acids)
Biological process (GO): protein ubiquitination
Molecular function (GO): protein binding
Source: RefSeq, a predicted model, not a curated record
AUGUCGACGUCGGCGCUUCUGUCUGCCAUCCGCGCCGCCGGCCGGCAGCGCCUCUCCGCUUCCACCGUCAGCGUGAGGUGGGCAACCGGGUGCCACCUCUUCCAGAUCGACGGGUACACGCAAGUCAGAAGCAGGGUGCCCAAUGGCACGGCCAUCACGUCGUGCACGUUCCGCGUCGGCGGCCAUGACUGGAGAAUCGCGUGCUACCCGAACGGCGAAACGGAGGAACACGACGGCUACAUCUCCCUCUUCCUCCAGCAGGUCAGCCACGCGGAGACCGGCGACGCCACGGCGACGUUCAAGUUCAGCGUGCUCAACCAGUCCGGUGAGCCUUCGUUCACCGGAACCUCGCUUGGAGAACGCUGCUUCUCGGGCACCGACGUCUGGGGCCUGAGAAACUUCUUGAGAAACGAACAUCUGAACAAGGAGGAGCAUCUGAAGGACGAUUGCCUGAUCAUCCUGUGCGACGUCGCCGUAGACCUUGGGCUGCGUACCGACAACCACACCGAGGCUGCCGCGCCAGAGCCUGCAGGCAUGGCGCCGGAGCCGCCGUUUGACUUCAACGGGCAACAAAUCUUGGAGGCCAUCUGGUACAUGCAAACACCGGACGUGAAGAUCGAGGUCGGCGGAGAGACGUUCCCCGCGCACCGGUGGGUUCUCGAGGCCCGAUCCCCGGUAUUCAUGGACGAUCUCGCACUCGCCUCAGAUGUGGACAACACCACUGAUCUACGCGUAGACGACAUGGACGCCGACGUGUUCAGGACCCUGCUCCAGUUCAUCUACACGGACACGCUACCUGAUAUGAGCCAGCUCGAGGCGAGUGCAAUGGCGGAUCGGCUGCUAGCCGCGGCGGACAGGUACAAGAUAGAGAAGCUGAAGCUCAUCUGCCAGGAUAGGCAGCAAGAACACCGGCGUGAGCUCCGUGGUAGCCACACUGCUAGCGUUGGCGGAGCGGCCUCGUCGCAGCCCCGUGCGGUGGGACUCAUGCAAGCAGUUCCUCGUUUCUUCCGACAACCCGAUGGAACUCGUCCUGGAGCACAUGGCGGAGCAAACACGGGCACUUCCACGUCUUCUACAGCACCCGGCCUUUGA